Molecule: messenger RNA, 1856 nt
Organism: Dermacentor albipictus
Lineage: Eukaryota; Metazoa; Arthropoda; Arachnida; Ixodida; Ixodidae
Product: solute carrier family 2, facilitated glucose transporter member 8-like
Biological process (GO): transmembrane transport
Cellular component (GO): membrane
Molecular function (GO): transmembrane transporter activity
Source: RefSeq, a predicted model, not a curated record
GAGCCACGUGGCAACGAUUCAUCAACAUCGACAAGAAAGAUUCACGCGCCGAAGAAGGCGAAGAAGCUAGCGGGGAAUCAGCUGCGUUUCCUACUGUUCUCCGGUCACGCUGGCUUCAGAGAGAAAAUGCCGCGCCGCGUCGAGCGACCGUUCGCUGGGUGCCUCCCCGCAGGAGCAGCCGCCGGCCCAGCAACAAGCGGCGGGCUCGCCCGUCAACGCCGCCAUGGACGCGCUGCGUCGCUGGCGUCCCGCGAUCAGGGGGGCCACGCCCACGGCUGCCCCGGACGACCCAGCCGCCGGGGGUCGCCACGAGCGCGCCAUGAUGGUCACCCUGCUGGUCAACAUGUCGGCGGGCACGGCACUGGGCUACGCGUCCGCGUCCAUGCCUCGCAUCGAGCUCGAGCCCUGGUACACCCUGCCGCCCGGCGCGCCCCAGAACCAGUGGGUCGGCGACGUCCUGCUGCUCGGCGCGGUCGCUGGAGCGCUGGUCUCCGGGCUCCUGAUCCACCUGCUGGGCCACAGGAGAACGUUGCUGCUGUCCGCCUUCGGCAUAAUCAACGCUUGGGUAUGCAUCAUCGUGUCCAACAGCGUCAUCAUGCUGCUCAUCGGCCGCGUAACAUGCGGCAUCUGGCUCGGCGUCUCCACCAACUCCGUGAGCCUGUACAUCUGCGAUGUGGCUCCUCCCGCAAAGAGGGCCUUCUUUGGCGGGCUCACCGAGGUGGCCGUGAGCUUGGGCAUGCUAGCGGCCUACGUUCUGGGUAGUGCUGCGUGGCAGAUGUCGGCGGUCGUGUUCACCCUGACGCCGGUGUCAGUCUUUGCGCUGCACAACCACAUCGUCGAGGACCCACGCUGGUUUUCGGCCAAAGGCCGCUACCGUGACUCAAACACCGCCAUGGUGCGGCUUUACGGAGACGACGUGCCCACCGACUUCAGGUACAGCAGGACGGGAGAGGAAUCGAACGUCUCGACAGUCGGCCGACAGAAGGUGGCCAGGAAGCUGUCGGUGUGCGUGCUGCUGAACCUGCUGCAGAACCUGUCGUGCGCGCAGCUCGUGCUCCUGCACGCCGUGCAGGCGGUGGGCCCCCUGAUAGACGUCACGUCGCCGCAGGAGUCGGCCUGCCUGGUUCUCGCCAUGCACGUCACCUGCACGACCCUGUUCGCCGCCCUGACCCGCUGCAUCGGCCGUCGGCAGCUGCUCAUCGUCUCGGCAGUGCUGGCCGCCGGCGUCCUGUCCGGCUUGCGUCCGUUCGAUCACGUCGUCAUCAGCCGGUGGUUGCCCGGUCCGGCCAGUGGGACCAGGUGGGAAGUCAUGGGCUCCGCCUGCAUGCUGGUGCUGGCCUACUCGGUGGGCCUGUGCCACGUGCCUUCGCUGGUGGUCGGCGAGCUGCUGCCCCUGAAGCGGUGGCGCUACCUGAGCUCCUCUCUCCUCUGGGUUUGGCGCUGGCUGGUCGCCUUCGUGAUGGUCCACUUCGACAAGGAGCUGCUGAGGGCCGGCGACUCCAGGAGCAUGUCGUUGGCGUUCGGCUUGGCGGUGCUGCUGGUCGCCGCGGCCACUGUUCCCUUCGUGCCGGAGACCGAGGGCCGCACGUUGGCCGCCAUUCACCGCGACGAGUGACGAAGCGACCCGGCGCGGGUCUUAUUCCCCGCCGACGCUGCGUCAGCCUGUCGCAAUGAUUAGUUUCACUUCGUGCCUGCUCACCGAACUUUAUUAACUGUGCCUUACGGAUAGAAAACGAUUGUAUUGUGCCUUUUUCUUUCACGUAUUUUGUAUUUACGGACUAUGCUGCGCAUUCGAACCAUGUCACCUGUUCUUUCGUCAGCACGUCAAAACAUUGUAGCGCUUUGUCAGGCUUCCA